Glarea lozoyensis ATCC 20868 is the source of this 2484-nucleotide messenger RNA. Its product is annotated as Six-hairpin glycosidase. Gene Ontology annotation, biological process: carbohydrate metabolic process. The transcript has 3 exons. The coding region runs from base 1 to 2484 and encodes 827 amino acids. The record is from RefSeq and is a predicted model, not a curated record. NCBI's taxonomy places the organism in Eukaryota, Fungi, Ascomycota, Leotiomycetes, Helotiales, Helotiaceae.
AUGAACUCAAUGUUGCGGGUUGGAUGGCUGUUUGAAGCAUUUGCUAUUUUCGCCACCCUUGUCUCAGCUCAAUUACCUCCUGGGCCUCCUCUACCAGAAAACAUCUUGAAGCAGACAACAUCAUUCCUUGACCAAUCAACACCAAUCAAGGAUUUCUUUGGCCAGACUUUCUUGAAGCAGAAUAUUCCUUUCAUCGAUAUCCCAGACAAAGGCAUUCAGGAUGUCUACUAUUAUCGAUGGUCAUCGCUUCAACGCCAUCUCCGUUAUACUGUUGCUGGUACAGGAUAUGUCAUAACAGAAUUCGUUCAGCCCAAUGGUUACGCUACAACUCUCAAUACCAUAGAUGCAGCAGCUGGCCAUCAAAUUGAUGAAGCAAGAUGGCUUCGAAGCAACUUUUAUAACGAUGACUACAUCCAAGCCUAUACUCGGGGGCCGGGCAACUCGACACAGUAUACCCACUGGAUACUAGAUGCUCUAAAGAGAAGAUCGGACGCAAAUGGUGACAAGACUUACGCAUCAGGUCAGCUAGAGGAUAUGGUUCGUUUGUGGAGCCAAUGGGAUGACUCUUUCGACAAGAAAACUGGACUUUACUAUGGCACACCAAGCUCUGACGGCCAGGACUACAGCCUUCCUGGCUAUGUCACUGCCCCUUAUAGUGGCAGAGGUGUCAAUCCGGUGCAGUUGAAUGGCCCGAAUACUUAUCGUCCAAGUCACAAUUCUUACAUGGUAGCAAAUGCAAGAGCGAUUGCCACUGUCGCGGGGUUUACCAACUCCACUGCGAAUAUUACAUCUUCGUUUACUUCUGUCGCGAAAAGUCUUGAAGAGGCUAUGUACAAAACUCUCUGGGAUCCUGUUCAGAAGUUUUUUGUAGAUGUUAUAAGGUCCAAUACGCCUGCUUUAACUCCUAUCAAAGGUAGAGAGGCUGUUGGCUUUUACCCGUUUCGAUUCGGUAUUGGCCUUGAGGCAAACCGCACCACAGCAGCAAAAAGUUUAUUUGACCCAAAUGGCUUUCAAGCGCCCUAUGGUCCUACGACCUUGGAAAGUCGAAACCAGUUUUUUGACGCCAAGAAGUCUGGUAGUUGGAACGGUCAAUCAUGGCCAUUCUCAACAGCUCAUAUUCUCAAAUCUCUCGCCGCCAUUUACAGAAGUGGUAGCUCUUCUAUCGACGCAGACCAAUACGUACAGUAUAUGCGAACAUACGCUGCGACCCAACAGAAGAACGGCAAGCCUUACGUGGCCCAGUCGCACUACCCAUACGAGAACGCCUGGUCUACUGAUAUCUCAAAUCACUCGGAACAUCAUGAUCAUUCCACUAACAAUGACGACGUGAUUACAGGGCUUCUGGGAAUAGUUCCCCAUUCUGACGAAGUUUUGGAAAUCGCGCCGAUUGUCCCAAAGAGUUGGAAAUAUUUUGCCAUUGAAUCACUUCCCUAUCAUGGACAUUUGAUCACCGUCCUGUACGAUGCUGAUGGAUCCAGGUAUAAAUGUGGUGGGAAUCUUUGCGUCUAUGUGGACGGCGUGCAAGUGCUGAAGGAGAAUCGCAAAUACCCAAUUCACGAGAUAAUUCCUCUCACAACUGUAGCGGUAUCUCCGUUUCCAAUGUUUCCUGCCGCCUUCGUUCCUGUAAACUUAGCGUCAAAUCCUUAUGGAACCGGCCACUUCCCACUCGCUGAGGCAACAUACACUCAUCAGGCGGACAGUCCAUACAAAGCCAUUGAUGGCUACCUGUUUUACGACAGUGUUCCAGAUAACCGCUGGACAAAUUAUCAAUCAAAAAAUAAGAACGAUACUCUCAAGGUCACUUUUGCUCGUCCACGUAACAUAUCAUCGGUUACUCUUGCGCUCUACUCCGAUGUGGCUCGUGGUGGUCAUGUAGAUGUCCCAGCAUCUAUCGAGAUCUAUGGUUCUAGCGGUCUUAUUUACAAGUCAAACGGGACAUCACUCCUGGCGAAUGACAAGAAUACGUUUGCCUUUAGCACGACGGUGGAAACUCUUUUUGUUGCUGUCAACAUGUUCAACAAGGCCGGUUCCUUCGUAGGGGUUUGUGAACUGGAAGUAUGGAACAUGCUCGUGCUGCAACCAUACUUUUUCGCCGCCGACGCGUUGAUGACAAGCGCUCAAGUAGUCUUCGAUAAAGCUUCAAAUAUCACGGCCAAUGGUGCAGUCGCAGGGAAUCUGUCACCAGCCAGUCAAAUUGCCUUUUCUGGCGACCUUCCCAGUAGGCAAGUCGGAAACCUCACGCUAUAUUAUUCGAACAACGGAAGCGCUUCAGUGCCUAUCGAAUUGAAGCUUAACCAGGUACCCCUCAAAACGGUCAGCUUAGAGCCGACAGGAGGCAAGUAUCUCGGUUACGUUAUGCCAAUCUUGUUGCCCAUUGGUAAGAACUUCAUUACUCUUGUUGGUGGAUCUGCAGAGUUGAGGUACGCCUUGAUUACACUCGAGGGAGAUGAUCCCAACAGAGGCCAGGUGCCGGCAGGAUUGUGA